Molecule: messenger RNA, 300 nt
Organism: Aspergillus tanneri
Lineage: Eukaryota; Fungi; Ascomycota; Eurotiomycetes; Eurotiales; Aspergillaceae
Exons: 2
Coding region: 1-300 (99 amino acids)
Source: RefSeq, a predicted model, not a curated record
AUGGUAUCUCCCAAAGAGCCUAAGGCAGACAAAGCGUUGACGUUUUCGUCCCUACACCAUAACUACACGAAGCUGGCUAAACGAGACGGAUUCAGAGAUGUGCUACGAGUCCAUAGUAUUAGGGGCAAUGUCGCAAACAAGAUUGACCCCAAGGCAUCAGAGGCUACACGAGGUCAGGCGCUUGACCACCAAAACCAUGAUACUUAUCUUAAGUACCAGGCAGCGCUGAAGUCUCUGGAUGUACAAGCUCUGUUCUACGAUCUGGUCCCGGACUACGAGUGUCGCGACUUGGCCUCUUAG